Lingula anatina is the source of this 1342-nucleotide messenger RNA. RefSeq lists its product as uncharacterized. Lineage: Eukaryota; Metazoa; Brachiopoda; Lingulata; Lingulida; Lingulidae. The record is from RefSeq and is a predicted model, not a curated record.
UGUAAUGGCGACAAAUGCGCGUUCUGCCUCAAAACCGAGGAUAGUCAAACUAGGAACUAGGGAGGUAGAGUUUCCCUCUCCCUACCUCCAGGAGCUCAAAGACUCCAACCACCUGCUGGGGGAUGUGGAGCUGUUAAGACAGGAGUUUCACAAUCAGGGGUAUCUCUUUAUCCGAGGCCUCCAUUCCCGAGAAGAUGUAUUAGAUGCAAGGCUUGCAGUUCUGCAGUAUAUCAGAGAUCUUGGUGAAGACAAACUGUCUACAGAGUACCCCUUAGAAGAUGGUGUUCUCAACCCGCGCUGUGGAAAAGGAUGUGUGCCGUUUAUGGAGGGGAAGAAUAACAUUACGCACAGCGACCCUGUUCGAAAAGUGAUUGAAGGAAGGAGACCUUUUCAGUUCUUUAAAACAUUAAUUGGAGCAGAACCGAAAACCUUUGAUUUUAAAUGGCUGAGAGCAAUCCAUCGAGAGGGGUACACAGGCGUGCACACUGAUUACGUUUACAUGUCACGUGGCACCCACCAGUUGUACACCAUGUGGACCCCCAUUGGUGACGUCACCUUAGAGAUGGGGACACUGUGUGUCUGUGAGGGGUCCCAUAGAUUACCAGGAUUCAAACAUUUCCAAGAAACGUAUGGCUCUUGUGAUAUCGAAAAAGCUAACCUUGUUGGUACUGGAUGGUUUACCAAUGAUCCUUAUGAAAUCACAAGUAAAUUUGGCGGCCAGUGGAAAACGGCAGACUUCAAGGCCGGAGAUGUCCUCAUAUUUGGCUUGAGGACAGUUCAUAUGUCCACUGUCAACACAACGCAUUUUGCCAGGAUAAGCUGCGAUACGAGAUGGCAGGCGGCGCAUUUAGACUUUGACCCUCGCUAUGUUGGCGAUAUUGGGGAGGUAGACGUCAAGUACGGUUUGUACACCGAAGAUAAUAAAAAAAUACAAGGUAUAGUAACGAUGGAAAAGCUGAAGUCAAUGUGGGGAUUUAAUUAAAUGAGGCGGCCAUGAUUUUUUACACACAUUGUCUAAUGUUUGGAACUGCAGUGAACCUGCAUUGGAAGAGGAGGGUACCUUCAACUUAGGUACCAACUAUGCAAGAAACAGUGCAAUUGCGCCUUGUAGUAGACCAGGAUAUAAGUUGCAUCUGUUUGUGGCAUACAAGUGGCAUAAAGACCUCUCCUUCCCAUCUCAAAUAUGGUUAUGUUAUGCUACAUGCUGGGACAACUUACUGUAACUUUCACAUAUUGCAGUAAGUUUAUUCCUUUUUUCUCACGUCUUAAUUGUAGUACAAAAUGACUCAGUGCACUGUAAUUAAAUGUCAUUUUUUCAUUGGUAAUAAAGCAGUGGAAUGGA